AAGAGUGUUUAUUUUUCUUUAUAUUUCAUCAUCUUUCCUCUAGCUAGAGUCUCAAUUAAUCAUCAAAUAUGGCUUCAUCAAAUAGACACUGGCCUAGCAUGUUUAAGUCCAAACCUUGCAAUUCUCAUCACCAUCAAUGGCAACAUGACAUCAACUCUUCUCUUAUUCAACAAAGACCCCCAUGCAAUCCAGAAGAACGAAGUCCUGAGCCAAAACCAAGAUGGAAUCCAAGGCCAGAGCAAAUUCGGAUACUGGAAGCAAUUUUCAAUUCAGGAAUGGUGAAUCCUCCGAGGGAUGAGAUAAGGAAAAUCCGAGGUAAACUUCAAGAAUAUGGACAAGUUGGUGAUGCUAAUGUGUUUUACUGGUUUCAAAACAGGAAAUCAAGAAGCAAACACAAACAGCGUCACUUACAAGCUAAAGCUCAACAACAACAAAAUAAUUCUUCUCAUCAACCUAUUAUUACUUCAUCUUCAUCAUCUUCUGAUAAAUCCUCACCGAAUUCAUUGUCUUUCUCAAUUGGUUCGUCGAAUGUGAUGGACUUACUGAAUUCUCCUACUUCUUCAGUGAACCAACAAAACUAUAACGAGUUCUUGUCUAAUGAACAACCUUUAUUUUUCACGGUUCAACCACCACCACCAGUGCCAAAUCAUGAUCAUUCUGCGUUGACACAAGGGUUUUGCUUCCCUGAUUCAACUAGCUUUUCUCACUCUUCUUCUUCUUCGUCUUCUGGACUUUUUCUCAGUGAAUGGAUGGGGAUAAGUCAAACACCUAAUAGUUCAAAGAAAGUUGAAAAUGAGAAAAUGAAUUUACAGUCACAGCUCAUGAGUUACACUGUUACUUCAACUGUUUCUCCUCUUGCUACUUCCACUAUUCCAACCAUCGGUCACAUUCAAGGGGUUGCCGUGGACCCAAAUAAUGUGGGUCCCACGAAAUCGACCGUGUUUAUCAAUGACGUUGCUUUUGAGGUUGGGAUAGGACCGUUCAACGUGAGGGAAGUGUUCGGUGAAGAUGCAGUGCUCAUUCAUUCAUCUGGUGAACCGCUCAUUACUAAUGAAUGGGGUAUCACCAUUCAGCCACUGCAGCAUGGUGCAUUCUACUACUUGCUUCGCACGUCAAGUAUUCCAUCCACUCAUCAUAUGUAACGAAGACAUAAUUGAUUUGAUUUGUUGAUGUUGAAGAAGAAAUGGGUAACUAUGCCAGUUUGCUGUUGUGUUUUGUUUCAUUGUCUCCUUGAAGAAAACAAGAAGGAGGGCUUUUAAUUAAUUAGUUACUUUUAAUUUGGAAUAGUGUUAGUAAUUAAUUAGUACUAGUAUGUUACUUGA
Molecule: messenger RNA, 1322 nt
Organism: Solanum dulcamara
Lineage: Eukaryota; Viridiplantae; Streptophyta; Magnoliopsida; Solanales; Solanaceae
Product: WUSCHEL-related homeobox 9-like
Exons: 4
Coding region: 69-1142 (357 amino acids)
Biological process (GO): regulation of developmental process
Molecular function (GO): DNA binding; DNA-binding transcription factor activity
Source: RefSeq, a predicted model, not a curated record